This is a messenger RNA of Thyridium curvatum, 510 nucleotides long. RefSeq lists its product as uncharacterized. The coding region runs from base 1 to 510 and encodes 169 amino acids. The transcript has a single exon. The record is from RefSeq and is a predicted model, not a curated record. NCBI's taxonomy places the organism in Eukaryota, Fungi, Ascomycota, Sordariomycetes, Thyridiales, Thyridiaceae.
AUGGAAACAACCACUACCCACACCGGCUCUCAUCUAGCCAUACCCGACACCGCCUCUCCAGGUCUCGUUUUCUUGAAGCACUUCCUCCCCGUCCUCGACUCUCUCGAAGUCAACAGCGAAACCUCGCUCGCUCUGACCGCCGUCCUCGCCCCGGGCGCAACCUUCACCGUGAACGGUGGGCCACCGCAGACGACAGAGCAGAUCUUGCCCAUGCUGCUCAUGAGAGCGCAAAAGCUCGCCGCCUUUGGACACAACGUGUCGCAGGCCUGGGAUAUACCCUCUGCCAACGGCGGCGGCGGGCGCACCCUCAUGUACGAGGGCACGAGCUCGACUGUGUUCAAGGAGGAUCCUGAGGGGCUGGAGGUCAAGGUCGCCGAGUUCAAUAUCGUGGAGCUCGUCCCGGUCGGCCAAGCCGAGGGUGGAUUUGCUGGUUUUCGUGCGGCUGAGCUACGGACGUUCAUGGAUGCGGCGCCUGUCACGGAGAGGGCGGCAAUGAUCUUCAAGCAGUGA